This is a messenger RNA of Coccinella septempunctata (seven-spotted ladybird), 929 nucleotides long. RefSeq lists its product as uncharacterized. Lineage: Eukaryota; Metazoa; Arthropoda; Insecta; Coleoptera; Coccinellidae. Bases 197 to 784 code for a protein of 195 amino acids. The transcript is spliced from 3 exons. The record is from RefSeq and is a predicted model, not a curated record.
ACUUCUGUCAAAGAUUAGGGUUAUGUUAGGUCAUGUCAGAUAAUUAAAAUAUAAUAACAAUGACUAUGUCUAGGUCAGGUUUUUCGUUAUAAAUAAAUGAUUCAUUUUUGAAAAUGGUAUGAGCUAUUAUUACAAGCUCUCAUUCACGAAAAGUUUUUUGAUAGAAAGUUGUUUUUGUAAAUAAGAUACCAGUACAAUGUCUGAAUGGGAAAAAUUAGAAGAUGUUGAAAGGGAUCUCUAUGAAUAUUCACAUUUGGAAUACCCUGGCAGUUCGUUAACAGUUGCACCUCCUAUAUCAAUUUCUCAGUAUAGAGCUAGAACUGCAACAUCUCGAUCUCCAGGAUUAUUCGGUGAACAACCAGAAGCUAAGGAAAUCUUUAUAAGUGGGAGAGGUAAACAUCAUCCUGGUACUAUUAUCCGACCAGGUCAACCAGUUAUAUCAACUCCAGAGGAAGAUAUGGACAUAAGGAAAAAAAUCAGAGAGGUUUCAGGAUUAGGUUAUAGUAAUGAAAUCACAGAAAGGGUUUAUGGCCAAAAAGAAUCUUUUAGCUCUGAUGAAGAAGAUGGUGAUGUAGGAAUUCCUCUACCAGAUCUGAAACUGCAAUCUGCUGUACCUAAAGAGCAAAGGAAAAAAACUGAUUUAUCACCAAAACAUCCAAAGAAGAAAAAGGGUGUAUCCUGGAAUACUCUACUUGAAAAUGAAGAACAAUGUAAGGUGGAGAAAUGUGUGGAACCUUUGAAGAAUCAAAAGACAGAGAAUGGUGUUAACCCAAUGAAGGGAUGAAUUUACAAUUCCAAAGAAAAAUAUUUUUAUAUGUGGCCAUGUUCUGAAUAUGUUCCCUGUAGGUUAAGAAGUUAAAUUUUGUGUUGGUUAAUUGAAUUAUUAAAUAUAUACCUAUUUUUUGUCAUAUAGAAAAACUCUCUUGUUA